Bradysia coprophila is the source of this 852-nucleotide messenger RNA. Its product is annotated as 3-oxoacyl-[acyl-carrier-protein] reductase FabG-like. NCBI's taxonomy places the organism in Eukaryota, Metazoa, Arthropoda, Insecta, Diptera, Sciaridae. The record is from RefSeq and is a predicted model, not a curated record. Gene Ontology annotation, molecular function: oxidoreductase activity.
GCUAUCAAUAGACGAGAUAAUAUUAAUAGUGGUCGGAAUCGGAGGUUAGUGGCAUACAAUUUUUCUAUUUUCUAAAAUGAGUUUUACUGGGAAAGUUGUUUUGAUAACUGGAGCAAGCAGUGGCAUCGGAGCUGGUACAGCCGAACAUUUCUCGAAACUUGGAGCCUCGUUGGCAUUGGUCGGUCGCAAUGUAAACAAUUUAUCGGAAGUUAUAAAAAAAUGUGGCGAAAGUCCCGUCUUACCGAUCAUAGCCGAUGUGAACAAAGACGCAAAAGUCAUCAUCGAAAAAACCAUAGCACAUUUUGGUCGCCUUGAUGUGUUGGUGAAUAAUGCUGGUGCUGGUGCCAAAUCGUCGAUUGAAUCGACAUCAAUGGAACCGUAUGACUUCAUUAUGACAACAAAUCUUCGAAGUAUCUACGAAUUGACGAUAAAUGCGGUUCCACAUUUAAUUGCAACAAAAGGCAACAUUGUCAACGUAUCCAGUACGGCAGGACUACGAGCCUCUACCGUCGUUCUAACAUAUUGUAUGUCUAAGGCAGCUUUGGAUCAGUUCACCAAGUGCAUUUCACUGGAAUUGGCUCCGAAAGGUGUGCGCGUGAAUUCGGUCAAUCCGGCUGUGAUCAGAACCAAUUUUCAUAAGAACAUGGGCUUUGAUGAGGAGGAAUACAAAUUGUAUUUGGAAAAUUGCAAAAAGUCCCAUGCCUUGGGUAGGGUGGGAGAAGUUUCUGAAGUGGCAGAAGCUAUAAUCUUUUUGGCAAGUGACACAGCGAGUUUUAUUACUGGCACGUUACUUCCGGUUGAUGGCGGUAAAAUAAAUAUGUGUCCGCGAUAGAAAUAAAAACAGAAUUCUAC